Molecule: messenger RNA, 741 nt
Organism: Oncorhynchus tshawytscha (Chinook salmon)
Lineage: Eukaryota; Metazoa; Chordata; Actinopteri; Salmoniformes; Salmonidae
Product: zinc-binding protein A33
Exons: 2
Coding region: 10-717 (235 amino acids)
Molecular function (GO): protein binding
Source: RefSeq, a predicted model, not a curated record
GCAGAGACGAUGAAGGCUACAGAUCCAGAAUUGCUUCAGGUGGAUGAAUUUAAGAAUGAACAGCUCUUGAGUUUAACCAUCAACCUCCUGCUUUUCAUCCGGUCCCAGGUCCCUGUCACCAAGAAACUCUUUCAGAGCUAUGCCUCUGACGUUGUCCUUGACCCUACCACUGCCCACCCGAAACUUAUCAUUUCCCCUAAGGGUGACUUGGUAGAGUACACGGACACCUGGCAAGAAGUCCCAGAGAACCCCUCACGCUUCGACACCACCCUCAAUGCCAUCAGCCGACAGGGCUUCCGAGAGGGACGUCACUACUGGGAGGUACAGGUAAGUGGGAAGACCUACUGGGAGAUAGGUCUCACCUACCCAAGCAUCCCACGCAAGGGCCGUGAGGAGGACUGCUGGCUGGGCCGUGGAGACGAGUCUUGGGCAAUGGAGUUCUUUAAUGGGGACUACACAGCAUGGCAUGACAGGGUGGCCCAUGCGCUCCCUGUGGUGGCCGGACAGCACUUCACUCGCAUCGGUAUUUACUCCAGCUUUCCCGGGGGCCUGGUGUGCUUCCUGGGGGCCGACACCAUGACCCCUCUCCACUGUUUCUAUGUCGCCACCUUCACCAAUGUCCUCCACCAGGCUGUGUGCCCCGGGCACGACAAUCAGGGGUCCAACUGGAAGCCCCUUAAGAUUUGCGAUGCCUCACGCUCUGCCCCUACCCUCUGAUGGAGGACAAAUGCAAUGGGUGGA